Molecule: messenger RNA, 2821 nt
Organism: Actinia tenebrosa (Australian red waratah sea anemone)
Lineage: Eukaryota; Metazoa; Cnidaria; Anthozoa; Actiniaria; Actiniidae
Product: ATP-binding cassette sub-family G member 4
Biological process (GO): transmembrane transport
Cellular component (GO): plasma membrane
Molecular function (GO): ATP binding; ATP hydrolysis activity; ABC-type transporter activity
Source: RefSeq, a predicted model, not a curated record
UCUAUCUGUACUGUCAAUGACGAAGGAAUAGCCAAAACAUCAAACUUAAGAAGUCCGGAGAAAGCUCAAAAGAUUCCCGGAGAUUGUUUCACCAUCCUUGGCACAACGGGAUCAAUGACAGGCGAGGCCGAUAAUUGAAUAAAAGGAUCAAAUUUUAUUCAAGCAGAUUUUCCCCGAGUGACAUUGACUCGACAUUUUCAGUGGCUUCUGUGACCUGCUGGCUGGUACACCACAGUUUUAAUACAUCUAGUUCUUUCACGGCUUUCACCUCUCUCUCAGUGUUGAAUUAUUCAUUAGCUUUGAAUAAUAAAUCGGACUUUGAUACGACGAAGACAAAGACUCACAUGACCAAAUUCGAGCGACAAAACAAACCAGCGCUGAGCGAAACAGUGUGAAGAACGCCGGGGAAAAACUCUUCCACGCAGGAAAUAAUCCAUAUCGAUGGAGAAUUUCCUCUCCUCUAGAGCAGAGAGCUACAAGACGACGGCUAUAAAGUGUUGUGGGGGAGAUGAAACAACCUCGGUGGACAGCUCCAAGUCGUGUACCAUGCUUGAAGCUGGCGAAUACGUGGAACAGUUGAGCUUUUGGCAGCGGCCGAGACAGAAAGUAGACUUGGAAUUUAUAGAUGUGAGCUAUCGAAUCAAGUUAGGAAGAAAAGACUACAAAGAAAUCAUUAAAGAUGUCUCAGGCAAGUUCGACAGUGGUCAACUGGUCGGUGUUCUCGGUCCUUCAGGUGCAGGCAAGUCUACGCUCAUAAACAUACUGGCUGGUUACAGGACGAAAUUCGCGGACGGUUCAAUCACCGUGAAUGGCAACGAGAGGAACCUACGUCAGUUUCGUAAGAUGUCCUGUUACAUUAUGCAGGAUGACGUGUUGUUACCACACCUGACAGUCAUGGAGUCCAUGAUGGUUUCUGCAAAUCUUCAUCUACGAGAAAGUAUGCCUCUUGAAGAUAAAGAAAGAGUGAUCAAAGAAAUCCUGAUCAACCUUGGUCUCCUGGAGACAGCAGACACGCGGCUUAGUGAAGUAUCAGGUGGACAGAGAAAAAGAGUAGCCAUCGCGCUGGAGCUCGUCAAUAAUCCCCCGUUAAUUUUCCUUGAUGAACCAACCAGUGGUCUUGACAGCUCGUCUGCUUAUCAAUGUAUAUCUCUAAUGAGAACACUCGCUCAUGGCGGUCGAACAGUAGUUUGUACAAUCCACCAGCCCAGCGCAAAGCUCUUUGAAAUGUUUGACAAGUUGUACAUCUUGGCUGAGGGCAACUGUUUAUAUGAAGGCCCCGUCAAUGGUCUGGUUCCACACGUUUCCGCGCAGGGACUCGAAUGCCCCAAGUACCACAACCCUGCUGAUUUCAUAAUCGAGGCUGCUUCCGGCGAAUACGGUGAUAAAGUCAUCCCAAACCUCAUUAAAGCAUGGAGAAUACACGUAGAUGAGUUGCGUAGGAAGAAGAGUCUUACCUACACCCCUGAGAACACUAAUAACACGUGUAGUAGUAAUGGAAAGGAUUCCAUGGUCCAGAUGCUACCGGACUGUAGUGUUAGUACUAAGACUAGUACUGACAGUCUAGGGCUUAUCGAAGCUGUUAGUCAAACUACGCAGUUCGUAGUGCUGUUCAAGCGAGCAGUCCAGUCGAUUCUACGAGACCGAGUCUUCACUCACCUACGAAUUAUAUCCAUAGCAGCAGUGGGUCUUCUGAUUGGCUUGCUGUAUCUUGGUAUUGGUAACGAUGGCAACAAAGUCUUCAAUAACACUGGAUGUCUCUUCUUCUCCCUACUUUUUCUCAUGUUCACGUCACUCAUGCCUACUGUUCUUACAUUUCCAAUGGAGAAGCUGGUGUUUAUAAGAGAACAUCUGAAUAACUGGUACAGUUUAAAGUCUUAUUAUUUGGCAAAAACUAUGGCAGACGUACCCUUCCAGGUCUUGUUUCCUUUGAUCUACUGCACAAUAGUAUAUUUCAUGACAGAACAGCCACAUGAAGGAUUAAGAUACACACAGUUUGUGUCGAUCACGAUACUCACAUGUCUGGUUGCUCAGUCCAUUGGCUUACUGAUUGGAACAGUAGCGCCCAGUCUACCAACGGCAGUUUACGUAGCUCCAGUAACUGGCAUCCCAGUGCUUCUAUUCAGUGGAUUUUUUGUGAACUUUGAUACCAUUCCUAACUACAUGCAGUGGCUAACAUAUGUAUCGUAUGCGCGGUAUAGCUGGGAAGGGACAGUUGUAGCUAUAUAUGGUAACAAAAGAGGACCCUUGCACUGUAAUAAGGGGGAGAGAUGUAUUUUUAAGAACAGUGAAGACGUCAUGGAUGCCAUGGAUGUUAGAGAAAGUGCAUUUUAUCUUGAAGGCGCUAAAAUUUAUUUUGACUGUUUUGUGCUGGCUUUAUUCUUUGUGGCUUUAAGACUGGCGGCAUAUUUGGUUCUGAGAUAUAAAGUGAAAAGAUACCACUAAUCCAGUGGAUCAAUAUCCUGACAUGCCAUUCAACACCUACUGAAUUAUGUCCCUAGCUGCGAAGGGCCUUCAUGCAUCAGGGACCUUCUGGGAUGGACCCAUGUUGAGCUGGACUUAGCAGGAAAGGCCCUGACAUAAAAAGGACUGUACAAGCCAGAAGGAGGAAACGGCAGAAUCACAUUAUAAAAGUGUUAGGUGUGUCAGUCACGUGAGUGUUCCAGUCACAUGACUGUUUCAUCAUCAUCACUAUAACUAAACAAUUUUGGCCUCAAAUUAUUAGGUACGAGUAUUAAUGUUAAAGUUUCUUCAUUGUCCAUUUUUAAAUGUCUGGGUGGCGUAAUGCAUCCUUGAAAAUCUUUGUUAUAAUGUUUUAAUGCAA